Messenger RNA from Rhineura floridana, 1422 nucleotides. RefSeq names its product dual specificity protein phosphatase 13B-like. Gene Ontology annotation, biological process: negative regulation of MAPK cascade; protein dephosphorylation. The coding region runs from base 160 to 753 and encodes 197 amino acids. NCBI's taxonomy places the organism in Eukaryota, Metazoa, Chordata, Lepidosauria, Squamata, Rhineuridae. Gene Ontology annotation, molecular function: protein tyrosine/serine/threonine phosphatase activity; MAP kinase phosphatase activity. Gene Ontology annotation, cellular component: cytoplasm. The record is from RefSeq and is a predicted model, not a curated record. The transcript is spliced from 4 exons.
GGACUGGAGACAGGCUAUAUUACCUACAGCUGACGCAAGGAAGCAGAGGAGAUAAUAUAAGAAACUUACAGAAGACAGAAUAUUAAGUCACAAAAAGGCACCUCGUACAAAGAAGGCCAUUUCUGACACAUCUGAAGUGCAUGAAAGCGAAAAGCAGGUAUGAACCAUGCUGGAAAUAGUGCCUCCAAGAAUCACAACUCAGAAAACAGAAGCCAUUAUGAGACACCAGCACUCUCUGAAUUGCAAAAGCUGAUAUGGAGAAGAGGAGGAUCUGACAACCACGUGGACCAAGUGUGGCCAAAUCUCUACCUUGGAGAUGCAUGGGCAGCUAGAAGCAAAGCCAUUCUUCAGAACCUUGGCAUUACCCACAUCCUCAACGCAGCAGACGGGCCGUACAACAUCAACACAGGAGCUCGAUAUUACAGAGACCUCCCGAUAGAGUACUAUGGGGUACAAGCAUUUGAUGACACUUCAUUUGAUAUAAGCAUUUUCUUCCACGAUGCAGCCAAUUUCAUACACAAAGCCUUAAAGACUGGAGGAGGAAAGGUAUUUAUCCAUUGUGCUAUGGGGUUAAGCCGCUCAGCCACCUUAGUCCUGGCGUAUCUGAUGAUCCAUGAAAACUUGACACUUGUGGAGGCCUUGAAAUCAGUGGAUUCACACAGAGGGAUCUGCCCAAAUACAGGGUUCCUCAUCCAGCUCCAAGCCCUGGAUAUCAAAUUAAAUAGUGAGAAGAAAGGUGUCUUGGCACUCUGAGAAAAAAGUAGUGGAGCAACACUGCAAAGACAGGGGAUGCUCCAGCACCAAUACUACUUUUGGAACGAUAAUUCAAAAGAGAAAAAUGUUAAUUUUACUCCAGCAGGCUAGGUGGUUGGAGUCCUCCACCUAUAUGUGCUGUUUAUUCUUACCAUUACAUUUGAUGCAUGGUGGCUCACAUCUAGGUUACACCAUUGGUCUUCAGUUAGUGGGUCAUGACCCAGAUCUGGAGUUUGCCUGACCUGAGAUGUAUCACACUGGUUGAAGAACGUAUAAAGAAGAGCCCCGCUGGAUCAAACCAAAGGCCCAUCUAGUCCAGCAUUCUGGUCUCAUAGCAGCUCACCAGAUGCUUAUGGGAAGUCCAUAAGUAAGGCAUGAGCUCAAUAGCCCUCUCCUACACAUGAUCCCAGUGAUGUGGCAUAUGCCACCAUUAGAGCAAGGCCUGAUGCACACAUCCGCCCAAGCUGCUGUUAUCUCUGGCAGUGGCCAUUUUGAAGGACAGAGAAUGUGUAAAAAGUUGCAGCUUAAGCUGUUUCCCCGAAAGGGCUGAUGUAUUCACUUGUAUGGUCUGAGGGGGUGGCUGUAUCUGAUUGCCUCUCCUACUGUUGCUAGGGCUAUGUCGUAUGUAGGGCAAUAAAAGGCUUGACCUAACGGCUGUGCAGGAGUUAG